CCUCACAACCGCACAACCGGAGACACACUUAUUUCAUUUCCUGUAAAUACUUGUUCCUUCAACCAGCUAGUUAGCUUAGCUUCAUCACACGGGAGACUGAGAAGACACAGUUUUGUUUUCAGUUUUUUCAUCUCCAACUAAUCGUCGAGGUCUGCAGUCCGCACAAACAUGUCGCACACAAUUUUGCUUGUCCAGCCAACCAAGAGACCUGAGGGCCGCACAUAUGCUGACUAUGAGUCAGUGAAUGAAUGUAUGGAAGGUGUUUGCAAAAUGUACGAAGAGCAUCUUAAGAGGAUGAAUCCAAACAGUCCCUCCAUCACUUACGACAUUAGUCAGUUGUUUGACUUUAUUGACGACUUGGCAGAUCUGAGCUGUCUUGUGUACAGAGCCGACACUCAAACAUACCAACCAUACAACAAAGACUGGAUCAAGGAGAAGAUAUAUGUCCUGCUGCGGCGUCAGGCUCAGCAGGCAGCAAAGUAAAGGCGUCAUGGAGGAGUUGUCCUGCUACACACACUUGGAAGGAGUUUAUGCUGCACUAUUUCCACAGCGCCUUGAAGAUCUGUGUAUAAGGACAACAUUGUCAGUUUGACAAGGGAAGGGUUUACAUAAUAUACUGUACAUGGGGAAGGGAAGGGGUUUGAAAACUGGGGGAAAGUCAGAAAUUCAGGGCUUUAUAUAGAAACGGAGUCAUACUCUGCAGCAUACGUUUGUUACACUAAGAUCAGAGUGGGGCUAAUGGCUGCAAGGACUAACUUAUUGACGGAGAAGGAUUUGUGCUUUGAGAAAUGCUCCACGGGCUAGAUUAGAACUUUUUUUUUUUUAAGUUUUAGAUGUGUGCUUUCAGUUUCCCAAAAAGUUCUGUGACUUGUUUUUUUUUUUUUUUUUACACCUUUACUGGACUGUUGGAUUUGAACAUGCUGUGGAUUUUUAAUACAGGGGACUUGUUUUUGAAUGACAUACAUGUCUGCAGACUGACUAACCCAUUAACUGAUCCCAGAAGAUUUAUUUUCCUCUCAUCUUAUUAUUAUUAUUGUCACUAUAUCCUACCAUUGUGAAAUGCUGUUUUUGUAGAUUUCAACUAUCUCAAUUUCUGUUAUCUUUGAUUUAAACAAAAAUAAACUGUUGUUUUCUGA
Sebastes umbrosus (honeycomb rockfish) is the source of this 1136-nucleotide messenger RNA. RefSeq names its product ERH mRNA splicing and mitosis factor (gene erh). NCBI's taxonomy places the organism in Eukaryota, Metazoa, Chordata, Actinopteri, Perciformes, Sebastidae. The record is from RefSeq and is a predicted model, not a curated record. The transcript has 4 exons. Bases 169 to 483 code for a protein of 104 amino acids.